This is a messenger RNA of Thyridium curvatum, 1977 nucleotides long. RefSeq lists its product as uncharacterized. The transcript has 5 exons. NCBI's taxonomy places the organism in Eukaryota, Fungi, Ascomycota, Sordariomycetes, Thyridiales, Thyridiaceae. Bases 1 to 1977 code for a protein of 658 amino acids. The record is from RefSeq and is a predicted model, not a curated record. Gene Ontology annotation, molecular function: protein binding.
AUGGCAGAGGUAUUGGGCGUCGUCGCCAGCGGGAUUGCCGUGGUUCAGAUCGCUGGCAAGGCGACGACGACGGUUCUCAAGCUCAAGCAGCUCUGGGAUCAGGUCAAAUAUGUUCCCGAGGCGAUACUGGAUCUUAUGGAGCAGCUCGAGUGCCUCGAGCCGGCUCUUAGUCAGUUGGAAAACCGAAUCGAAAUUUCCCAGACGUUGGAAGGCUCCUCCCAUACCUCUUCGGAGCAGCAGAGCGCCAUUUACUGUCGCAAGGCCUUUGAUAAGCUUUCAGAUCUUGUGGAGCAGCUUUCGGCACAAAUCAACCAGAAUCAGCGUCACAAGCGGACCCUCGAGCGCGUCAAAGUGGUUCUUAAGAAAGAACAGCUGAAACAGGCCGAGGCUAGCCUGGACAGCGUGAUCAGGAUGCUGACGAUUGCGCAGCAGUGCCACGUUACCACAAUGUUGGAGCGACAGCCCGAGAUUACGAUGAAAGUUGUGAUGGCGACGCUCCAAGAAUGGAGUAUUGACAAUUACAAAGCUGCGGAGAGCAGGCUCGUUGAAAGCAAAGACAGAGAGAUCAGUGAUCCAGCCGUCAGCGAGACCAAACCGCUGGCCACCCAAACCAGGACUCGCUUUGGCGAUGGUCAAAGACGCCGGCUGACCAAAUGGUCAGAACCUGGACUAUUUGGAGCUCUUAAAUUCGGCUUCAUGUCUGGGGGAUGCUCUGCUGCUUUUCAGCCCCCAUGGUGGCUGGCAGGUACUUUGCGAGCUUGUGAGGUUGAGAUGAAUCGAUCUCUGGCCGGCUGGAAAAGCCACCUUCGCGUCUAUUCUAUCCGAGGAAGUCUUUCGGCUCCUUUCCUAGCUGCUAUGCGUGGUGAUGUAGAAAAGCUCCAAAGACUGUUCACUUCUGGGAAAGCAUCACCAUUUGACAGAGAUCCAAAUGGGUGGACUGUGUUGCAUUACGCUGCUGUAUGCACACGAACUGAGGUGUUAAAACUAUUCUUGGAACUCAACCUCGGGGAUGUAGCGUAUGAACGGGAUGUGAAGAAUUCACAAACUGUGGAUUUGUUGGCGACUCUCUACGACGCUGAACGCCGCCCACCGGGGUUGCCCCUCUCGGGCCGUGCAGCCACUUUCGUGGACAUGUUCCUUGCUCACUUGGAUAUUUCCACUGAUGAUCACGAAGCGGAGUCGUCACUCUGUCAGUGCCCAGCGACCACCAGCGCCUAUGCCCUGAAACGACUACAGCCGAUUGUUUGCCCCGAGCAUGCAUCGACAACAUUAUGGUCGAGGAUAGACUGGAGCCGGGAUCCCCGACAAGUUUGUCAGGGUUACGCUCCACAGUACCCCUUGGUCCAUUCAGUUGCGCUUGCGUACUCUGAGUCUUCUUUCUGGCCAAAGGAUGGCGAACAUGCUGCAAAUGAUGCCUUCGUCCUCGAGAUUUUACGGCAUUCACAGGACCUGCAUAGUCUUGAACGAGAUGAAGCCGACAAGUCAUUCAUGACACCAUUUCUUGCUUUGGUGAAUCAGUUCAUACUUUGGGCUCCCGACUGGUAUGGCAGGGUUGAAGCCCAACUUUUAGGCUUACAAACCUCUAUGCUUGAGUGGCUGACAGUACUUGCGAGGGCGGGCGUCGAUUUACUAGAGUAUGGAAGGUGCGAGUCAUCCUUCCUGAAAAAUAAGAAAAGGCGCGCCAAGCGUUCGUACCGCAGUAACGAGUCGAACUUGGAUUUUAAGCCAACCAUCAAAAUAAGGCUGGUUGGAAUACUGUACGGUCCGAAGGCGGAAGACUGGAGACUGUGCUGGAAUGAGGAAACUGAUGAGUAUGUGGGAGACUUCUGGGACCUGGUCGAGCGGGGGUCGAGCUCUAUCAUGCCAGGGUCUUGGGACGAGUCGGAUCAGGAUUCGGAUCAAGACUCGGAUCUUGACACUGACGAGUACUGGGAUCAGGACUCGGACGAAGAAUGGGAUGAGGACUCCACGAUAUGA